AAAUGUGCGUACUGCAAAUAGUGACGUUUUACUCUUACAUUAAAUUGCUUCCGCUUGGCUUACGUACCUCUUUAUUGAUGUUUUGACACUAUAGUAUAUAUACAACAUUUAGUGACCUCGUAAUUUUUUUCUUCGCGAAAGAGUGAGCUAACUUAUUGUCACGUUACCUUUCAUUAUGAUUUAAUUCUUACGCUCGACGGUUGUUUGUAGAAAUUCAGCCUCUGUAUCUUCACACAGAUGAGUCACUCCGAGAGAAAACGAUGAUGAUGUGACCAUUUCUUGAUUUCGACGUUCUUGUAAAGAAAAAUCAUUUUCACACGACUAAAUAUUGAAAAGAUGGCACAAGAGGAGGUGGUUCUAAAUGUUUACGAUAUGUAUUGGAUUAAUGAGUACACAACAAACCUGGGGUUUGGGGUAUUUCACUCUGGAGUGGAGGUCUAUGGAAUAGAGUAUGCCUAUGGUGGACAUCCAUUUCCAAUGACAGGAGUGUUUGAGAUCAUGCCUAAAGAUGCAGAAGAUCUUGGAGAACAGUUUAAAUUCAAGGAAUCCAUAAGAAUGGGGAGAACAGACUUUACCCCUGAGGAUGUGAGGAAGAUCGUGGAUCAGCUGGGCAAGGAAUUCAAGGGGGACCAGUACCACCUAUUAAACAAGAACUGUAACCACUUCACUGCAUCUCUAACACAGAUAUUGUGUGGGAAGGAACCACCUAGCUGGGUCAAUAGACUUGCCUAUGUGAGCACGUGCAUCCCAUUUCUUGAACGAGCUUUACCCAAAGAAUGGUUAACCCCUAUUGCCUUACAGCAAGUCAUUCAGGAACCCAUAGUGCGGGAGCAUGAUCCUCGGGGUGCCUCGGGAAGAAAUGAGAGAGAGGGAUCAUUUCAUAUACACAACCGCCGUAACUAGUUUUAUAGAAUGUGUCAAAAGUCUGUGUCCAGCGUUGUUUUGCCUGAAGUGAAUGAAUGGCUGAGAGUAGGAGAGGAGAGAAUGAUAUAUCUUUGUUGUAAUAUAAGAAUUUUGUUCUGUUAUUUUUGAAUAUUUAUUUUUUUUCCAGAAUGUUUUAAUAGUUAGACAUUGACAUGUCUACAUCAUAUCUGUGAUUCAAAUAAAUUUUGAAUUCAUGAA
Molecule: messenger RNA, 1122 nt
Organism: Ostrea edulis (European flat oyster)
Lineage: Eukaryota; Metazoa; Mollusca; Bivalvia; Ostreida; Ostreidae
Product: deubiquitinase DESI2-like
Exons: 5
Coding region: 337-903 (188 amino acids)
Biological process (GO): protein deubiquitination
Molecular function (GO): deubiquitinase activity
Source: RefSeq, a predicted model, not a curated record